Molecule: messenger RNA, 1380 nt
Organism: Elgaria multicarinata webbii
Lineage: Eukaryota; Metazoa; Chordata; Lepidosauria; Squamata; Anguidae
Gene: CFAP263
Product: cilia and flagella associated protein 263
Exons: 9
Coding region: 12-1214 (400 amino acids)
Biological process (GO): cilium assembly
Cellular component (GO): ciliary basal body; axoneme
Source: RefSeq, a predicted model, not a curated record
GCCGCGUUGCUAUGACGACCUCCCAGGCGGCGGCGGCGGCGGCGGCGGCCAUGGCGGACGAGGAGUCGGAGCGCGACAGCGUCCACACCGGCGAGUCACGGGAGCUGGGCGAGGAGCUGCAGCAGGACCUGGCCCAGCUCUCCCUGGCCCAGCUCCUCACCUUGGUGGAGGACACCAGCCAUGGCAACUCCAUGCUCAAACUCGAGACAGACAUGUUUGAGAAAUAUUUCAAUCGGAUGGAGACAAGGGACAUGGCACCAGAAAAACACGGCUCGUCACUGGAUCUGGGACAACUGCAAUAUGUACGAGGCAGACGCAAGUCUAAAUCCCGGAUAACAGCGGACCGUCUGAUGUGCCUGACGGUGGAGCAGAAAUGUGACCUAGCACAACGGGAGCUGGAAGAGACAAAGGAAGACGUUCAGCGGAUAAAGGAGAACUCAGAAAGGACCUUGCAGAACUACCUGGCUGUCCUAGAAGAAGCAGACAUUCGCAUGGCUGACAUUAAGAGAGCCACCUUGGACUUCGACAAAGACAUAGUCAAAACCAUAACCAAGAGGAAAGGGAGCCUCAUUGCUUCCGAGAAGGUGCUACGAUACAUGGAAGACAAGAUCCGUGCCAGGGAUGUACAGAAAGAGAAAAUUCGCUUGAAAAACGAUUCUCUGAAAGUUCAGAAGAAGAAGAUGCAGAUGCAGCUCAAGCAGAAGGAGGAGCUGGGGGAGGCGCUUCAUGAGGUAGAUUUCCAGCAGCUGAAGAUUGAGAAUGCCCAGUUCCUGGAGAAGAUUGAUGAACGGAACCAGGACCUGCUGCAGCUGAAGUUGACCGUGGGCAACACCCUCCAGAUCCUCAACUUCUUCAAAAAGAAGCUGCAAAGUGCAACGGCCAUGGCUACCCUCCUGGUGAAAGACAUUGCCCAAAGAAAGGAGUCCUUGGAAAAAAUUGCACGCGAAGCCGUCGUCGUGGAGGAGGAACGGGUCACAGCUGAAGUCCUGAACAAAAAGCUCCGGAGGCAGCUGGCACAGUACAGAGUGCCCCCUGUCCUCAACUAUGUCCAUGAGAAAAUGGCCGUCCAUGAACUUGAAAACACCAUCAAGAUCUGGGAGAGGAAGGUGGAAAUUGCAGAGAUGGCCUUGCACAGCUACUGCAGUAUCUGGCACAAGGCCAAGGUGGCCAGUCAUCAGCUGCAGGCUCUUCUCCCAGAGCAAGUCACCCGCUGAGCCAUUCCGAGGGGCCAAGAGGAUUUUGCAGAGGGCCUUGGACGAGAGCAGGGACCCUUCCGGCAGGGCUCACGCUCCCUCGGCUACGUUUGGCCUUCUUCUCCUAGGCCCAGGGCCUUACAAGACCCCUGCAAUUGUUGAUCCCUUUCCUUUUCUGUUCCCCUAU